AUGGGACUAGGGCAUCUUCUUCCUCUCAUGGACUCUUGCAAGGAUUUGGAGACGGCGAGGAAGAUCCAGGCGAUGCUUCGAUCCGAGGACGAUGUCUUCCUCCACAACCGGCUGAUCGGAGUUUAUGGGAGAUGCGGCAGCGUGAGCGAUGCCCGUGCGGUGUUUGACACGAUCAGGCGCAAGGAUUGCUAUUCGUGGCACGCGAUGAUCACUGCCUAUGCGCGGAGCGGCAAUCCGGAGGCUGCCAGGCGGGUGUUCGAUCAGAUGCCUGUCUGGGACGUGGUGUCGUGGAAUUCGAUCUUGGGCGCGUUUGUCAGGGCGGGAUUUCUCGCCGAGGCGGAGAGGAUCUUUGAUUCCAUGCCUGAGAGGAAUCUUGUUUCGUGGAACUCCAUUGCCGCUGCGCAUGCCCAACAAGGGAACUGGUUGGAUUCCAAGAGGAUUUUUGAUUCCAUGCCAGGCAGGGACUUGGUUUCCUGGAACACCAUGAUCGAUUGCUACACCCAAAAUUCUCAAUUGGCGAAUGCAAAGAUGGAGUUUGAUCUGAUGCCUGAGCGCAAUCUUGUUUCCUGGAACGCGAUUUUGUCUGCUUAUACCCGUGAUGGGCAAGUUGAUAUCGCAGAGGCGAUUUUCAAAGAGAUGCCGCAGCACGAUCUUAUCUCCUGGACCGUCUUGCUUGUAUGUUUCUCUCAAAACAAUAAGUUGACAGAAGCGAAGAAAGUUUUCGAGACGAUUCCCGAGAGAGAUUUAAUUGCCUGGAACGCUCUUCUUUCUGCAAAUGCCCUGAGCGGGCAUCUGGAGGAAACAUCUGCUCUGUUUAAUAGUAUGAACGAAAAAGACGUAGUUUCGUGGACAAUUAUGGUCACGAUGUUUGCUCAAAACUUUAUUUUAGAGGAAGCGCUUAUUAUUUUUAACCAGAUGCCAAUGAGAAACUUGGUCUCCUGGACAUCUUUAAUUUCAGCAUACGCCAUAAAAGGGUAUCUUAGUGAAGCUAAGAAUUUGUUUAAUCAGCUGCCACAAAAAGACCUCAUAGCAUGGAACACAAUGCUAAAUGCAUACUACGUAAAUGGUCUUAUGCACGAACUGAAACAGUUUUUUGAUCAAAUUCCGGGGAAAAACUUAAUUUCUUGGAACGCCGCACUGUCAGCAUUUGCCGCCAUUGGGCAUUUGUAUCAAGCGAAAAAGCUCUUUGAGACAAUGCCCGAGAGAGAUUCAGUAUCCUGGUCUCUAAUCUCACUUGCCUUCGCUCGCUGCCAACUUGACUCUAGUGCUGUUUUUGCAUCAAUGCAGCUGACCCAUUUCCCGAUUGACAGCUGCUUCAGCACUUUCAUCGUAGCUUGCAGUGACUCCGGGAACAUUCGCUGCGGCAAGGCGUGCUUCACGUCCAUGAUCGCAGAUUUCGGCAUCGAUGCAACGAAACAGCUCUACCUCUGUGUACUGAGCCUCCUGGCCCGUGCCGGAUACCUGGAAGACGCGAUUGAGCUGAUCGAAACAAUGCCCUUCGCAGCUGAUGCUUUGGAAUGGACGUGCCUGUUGUCUUCGUGCAAGAGCCAUGUCGAUUUGGAUCGUGGGAAAAACGCCGCCCAAUUCAUGCUAACUCGCGAUUCUUCGUCCUCUUACGUACUACUUAGCAAUGUAUAUCGCUUGGAUGCAAAGGAAAGCAUUGCACGAUCCACGAAACAAAAAUCUCCAAAGAUUCUGCAUCCAACCUUAUAGUUUGGUAGCUCCAAACUUAGAGAAAAAUGGAAAUCCCAACUACAAGUCAAUGCCGUAGUCAACCUUAGUCAAAGAGGGUCAAACACGACUGCAUACGUGGGUAGCAAAGGAACGUCUCAUCCGCGUGGCUUGCACGAGCACCAUGCAGGCGAUGCGUGGAUAGCUCGGCCCCACGGCCACCUCAGCUGCCACCUCGGCCUGGCACGUCCACGUAGAUUAUAUGCCCGUGUAUUUCUACCGUGAACUGCGGGGACUGAAUCUCAGUGUUUAUUCUAUUUUCUCUCUUCCCUCUUUCGCUUUCUUGCUCACUCUCUUCUUUCUCAAGAAGAAGUCCUCAAUGGCACUGCGAGAUUCUUUGUUCGCAAAGUUUGUCUUCGUGUAUGGGGACGACGACGAUGACAAUCCCCCGGAUCUCGCCCCCGCCGCCUCGGAAGUUCCUGCAUUGUCUUCUUGUUUCCUGGGGGAAGACCAGAUGGUUCCGAGAAUCAUCUAUGAGGCUCACUGCGGAGAUCGCGAUCGCCAAAGAGGUCAAACUCCUCCAACAGUUCGCAUUGGGAUCUGAGAACGCUGGAUCCUUUCACCGCUGCUCCAAUUCAAAUCCCACUUGCGUGUAAUCUCGUCCUUCUCGACCGCUCUGACGACCUAUAAACUCUCACCUCUUAUAGUUUUUGGUCACUUGUAACUCUUGAGAAUAAUACCGAUCCACGUUUGAGUCGAUCGUGUUUAGUUUUAGAUGGAGCCAUGCCUUCGCUGCUUCACCGCUAGCAAGGAAGUAUCCUCGAACGAAAAAUCCAUGCUUUCCGAAACUCCCCCCAUGAACUCGCUUAAUUAAGGUCACGCUGUUGGUCGCUUC
This is a messenger RNA of Selaginella moellendorffii, 2566 nucleotides long. RefSeq names its product pentatricopeptide repeat-containing protein At4g02750-like. Bases 1 to 1713 code for a protein of 570 amino acids. Gene Ontology annotation, molecular function: protein binding. The transcript has 2 exons. The record is from RefSeq and is a predicted model, not a curated record. NCBI's taxonomy places the organism in Eukaryota, Viridiplantae, Streptophyta, Lycopodiopsida, Selaginellales, Selaginellaceae.